GUUUGAAAUCAGCAAAAUGGCGGGGGUGUCUUCUGAGUUGUCUUCAAACAUACCGUUUGACUUUCAUGACGGAAGACUAGACGGAGAUCUCUCUCAAAAAAUGAGGAUCCCUCAGACAAUCACUGUACAAGGGGGUGACGAAGAGUACUUACUGAACGAACCGAAAAAGAUUCUCAGCGAUAGAGUGCCCAUGUCGAUCCCUGACAGAAUUGAACUUGGUUCGUACUCGCCCAAAAGUGACAUUCCGAGAGAUUUAAAAGAUGAAAUGGUGGCAGUCAACUCUUUGAGUAGCAUGAUAACUCCUCCACGAACACUGACCGUUGAAGAUACAAAAUCAGCGCAUUAUCCUCAAACUAGAACCGCGCCUGUAAGUGGUUCGCCAACAGCAGCUCGUGGAAACAUAAAUCGCAGAACGAAUGCCGCCAGAGACAUUGACGAUGAAAGCAUUGCUGUUGGUCUUGAGGUGAUAGGAGAAGGAACUACUUUAGAAAGUGACAGUGAUAUUGGCCAUUAUUUGGGAGGCGACUCACCUGACCCACGAAAAUUAAUCCUGCAGAUGCAACGACUAAAUAGCAGAGUUAAUGAACUGGAGAGAAAUGUUGAACACAACUCAGUUGGAUUUUGGUCAAAAAUGAUUUUCUUUACUUUCACGAUUAUCAAUCCCAUUCUCUUACACUGGCUGUUCUGGAGAAGGAGGUGAAGAAAUAAACCAAAGUACCACUUAGCUUUACUUCCGAGCUUUAGAGCAUCAUGUAAAUUUUGUUAUACAUGAUAGUGCCAGUAAAAAAAUAAGGGUAGAGCUGAUUAAUGUAAAUCAUUUUUGAUGACACUCUUUGUAUCAUCAAGCAAAAAUAGUGCUGUGAUUUUCAGAGUAGAAGGGUCAAUCUCAAUGAACUGGUUAAUGCCCACAUCUAUGUUGACACUUUCAUCUGAUAGAGAGGCAGUACUGUUGAAAGGUCAAUGCUUUUUUAAAAAGGAGUAGGAGACUGAAUAUAUAAAUGGUAAUAAUUGCACUUUGUUUUUGUUUAGAAGUUUCUUGACAUGUUACCUAGUAUACUGGUUAUUGAAUUCAUGUAGAGGAAAUUUGGAUUUUUCCAACAAUUAAUUUAUAGGCCUCUUACAUUAAAUCUCUUAAAAUGUUAACUAAGUGCAACUUAGCAACAACUCUUCACACCCUAACAUCAGUAUGCAUAUUCUCCAUACUGUUCUCUAUACAUUUCCUGAGGUGCUGACAAGGAGAAUUUGUUUGACAACAAAGAGCUUCCAUAAGUGGUGAUCAAUUCCUUUGUUCUCAUGACCUUAAUGUUUGAUUUAGGGGUGAUAUUGUGAGGAGAAAUUAGAUGCUAGUCACUCUAGAUCAAAAGGUUCAACCAAUUUGCUUUAACUCUUGACUGUAAGUGAAAGUAUUCAUAUAAAGAAACAGAUUAAACAUUUAACCAAUUA
Molecule: messenger RNA, 1443 nt
Organism: Pocillopora damicornis (cauliflower coral)
Lineage: Eukaryota; Metazoa; Cnidaria; Anthozoa; Scleractinia; Pocilloporidae
Source: RefSeq, a predicted model, not a curated record